Molecule: messenger RNA, 7004 nt
Organism: Leucoraja erinaceus (little skate)
Lineage: Eukaryota; Metazoa; Chordata; Chondrichthyes; Rajiformes; Rajidae
Gene: carmil2
Product: capping protein regulator and myosin 1 linker 2
Exons: 35
Coding region: 2384-6364 (1326 amino acids)
Biological process (GO): cell migration; regulation of Arp2/3 complex-mediated actin nucleation
Cellular component (GO): lamellipodium; plasma membrane
Molecular function (GO): protein binding
Source: RefSeq, a predicted model, not a curated record
UAGAUGUGGCCCUUGUGGCUAAGGGGAUCAGGGGGUAUGGAGAGAAGGCAGGUACGGGAUACUGAGUUGGAUGAUCAGCCAUGAUCCUAUUGAAUGGCGGUGCAGGCUCGAAGGGCCGAAUGGCCUACUCCUGCACCUAAUUUCUAUGUUUUUAUGUUUCUAUGUACUGUGCUGGGGACAAGCAAUGACACUUAGACUUUAGAUAUACAGCACAGGAACAGGCCCUUCGUCCGUCCAGUCUGCUCCGACCAGCGAUCACUAGCACGAUCUUACACACGAGGGACAAUUUACAAGUUUUACCAAAGCCAUUUAACCUACAAACCUGUAUGACUUUGGAACGGAGGAGGAAACCUGAGAAAACCCACGCGGUCAAACUCCACAAAAACAGCACCUGUAAAUCGGAUCUCUGGCGCAGUAAGGCAGCAACUAUACUGUUGCAUCACCAUUCCGACCCAUUGUAGAGCAGAUAGCAUUCUGCAUUCUAAAAGUUCAUGAAUAAAAGACCCUUCGAUGAGAUAUUUUAAAUACCCAUUUGGUCCUGUGUUAUAUGAAAUUGAAACAUUGACACUUUUGGCAUGGGCAAUUUGGGCGUGGGUUAGUCAGCAUGGGCAAGUUGGGCCGAAGGGCCUGUUUCCACACUGUAUGAUUAUAUCACUUGUUGACUCUCUGACUCGUUAGGGAGGGGUGUACUGCAAUUUUUAAAUUCUCACUAUGUUGUGCCUGCAUGCAGAAUAAAAACCUGUUUAAGAACUCUGCUAUUUAAUGUUUGCAUUUUGGAAUUAUAAGGGACAGAAAAAGUUCUAAAGGUGAAAAUCAAAGGUAGUUUUGUCUGAGAAAAAUGCAAUUUAUGCUAUGGCAAUGCCAGUAAAAUGCCAACAUAAUGCAUGCUCUUCUCGAUCUGAAACAUGGCAGGAAAUAAUUUGCUCGGGUCAGACGAUCUUAUCACUCAAAUGGAAAACGCAUCAACUACAUCUCACACUGUUUUGAAUAACCACUAAUUUUACCUAGAAGUUCUCUCUCUCCCCCUUAUUUUUCGAUGCACUGUCCUUGAAACUGCAGCACAAGUACAAUUUGUUCUACAAACCCCUCCAACUGAAACAGAUUUUUUUUUUUUUUUAAAUGUGACAUAAGAUUGUAUGUGGGUAUUUGAAGGGUAUUUUGAAGGGUAAAUCUUUCAAAUACAAUUUCAACUUCCUUUGCCGCCUGCAAAGGCAUUUCCUGGUUUGAAAACCAUUAUGUUCCAUCAUACGUAAGUAAGCAGGUGAGAAAAUCUGCUCAUCUAUCUCUCCACCACGUUGCAAACUGAUGGUCCUUUUUAAAAAAAAAGCUUAUUCUACAAAUUUAUAUUUGAGAUGCUGUUGAUGCAGAUAAAGCUUUUUCACCAUUUUUCACUCAUUUGUACUCUAGAAUAUUUACUCUUUCCUCGGUGUGCACUCAAGUGUACUGCCAUAGUCCAGUGCAUUUAUCAGUACUGACACCAAACAACCUCAUCAUACCACAGCCAAGUAAUAUAUUUUCCUAUUUUUCUGCCAUUCAUAACAAUUACAGUGGCGAUUUUAUUGUGGUUUUGGGUGAUACUGAUCUUUUUCUGGCCUAAUAACAUCAAGCCCAAAUAGCAUGCAUCCUCGUGGAGUUGUGGAAACAAGAAGCUGCAGAUGUUCGGGAUGGCAUGGUGGCGCAGCGAUCGAGUUGCUGCCUUGCAGCGCCAGAGACCCAAGUUCGAUCCUUACAAAGGGUGCUGUUUGUAUGGAAUUUGUAGGUUCUUCCUGGGUUUUCAAUGGGUGCUCCAGUUUCCUCCCACAUUCCAAAUGCCUGCAGAUUUGCAGGAUAAUCCUUGUGCCACUAUGACACCCUAAAUCAUUUAAAUAAUCCGUAAAAAUAGAAACAUUUUGUGCAUAUAUUCAGUUUUUCCCAACAGCUUUGAAAUUGCAGGUUCUAAUCUAUAAGUGUGACCAAUGUACCACUAACCAAGGUGUGUGUUGUACGCCUGAUAUUUUAAUACAGCUGUAAAAAGUCAGUAGCCAGAAAUUCUCUUAUGUUACAUUGGCUUUUCAAGCUGUGUAUGAUGACCGCCUCUAUUUUAUCGAGCAUGUUGGGCAAACCCAGCAAAACAAUGAUGCAAAUCAUUUAAGAUCCUUAACAGCACUUCCUUGUCCAUGUUUGCUUGCGUACACAGCACAGCAACACACACACUGAUAACAAAAGUCACCUGUGCUAUGUUUCUUUAGAACCUCCCCAUUGAAAUCCUACCACAUUUCGAGUUAGGAAACAGUGCUGGCCACACGCAGUAUUCAAUGUUUUUUAACAGUGCACUGAUGCAUGGUGCCUACGUUACUUAAAGAGCAAUCAACCACGUAUAACUUUAUUCGAGCGUCAAGUGCAGAUGAUCUCUGAUGGUUUCAGAGUCUCGAGUGUAGCAGUAACUGCUUUCAAACUGUUGGUUGUCAUAGAAACGGAGAAAAAUUCAUACGCUUUCAAACUCAUGUCCCUUGAAGAUCUGGAACAGGUCGUUACUCAUGUCACAGCAUCGCUCAAAAAGAUAUUUCCAGACUCAUCGCCGAGGAAAUUACUCAAGAAGAAUUCACCGGAGUUGCAAGAGAGGAUUAAAAAAAUCAGUUUGGCGUUGGAGGAACAGACUGAUUCCAAUCCAGGACCAUGUGGUGGCUACUCAGAAAUGUACGCAGCGUUGUGCGACUACAAUGGGUUUCUCUUCAAAGAAGAGAUCCAGUGGGAUGUGGAUACCAUCUAUCAUAGCCAGAACACCAAGGAGUUUAACCUUCUAGACUUCAGCCACUUGGACACAAGAGAUAUGGCAUUGAGUGUGGCAGCCUUGGCAUUCAAUCAAUGGUUUACAAAACUUUUCUCCAAGGAUUUGAGACUGAGUCCUGAUGUGAUUGAACAGGUCUUGUAUGUAAUCAGCUGGUCCACUAAACUAGAAGAGCUGGUUUUAGAAAAUGCUGGAAUAAAGUUUGAUGCUGCACAGAAAAUAGCUCAGGCCCUGGAAGAGAAUGUGAAUCCUGCACUCCACACAAUAAAUCUAUCCAACAAUCAACUAGAGGACAGAGGAGUGUUAGCACUCAGUCAACAGUUUGAAAAGCUCAGCAAAGGGCUGAAGUACAUCAACCUCUCCAGGACAUCACUGACAACAAAGGGUCUGAACUCUUUGGCUCAGUCAUUCAUUGCCAAUGAAACAUUUGCAUCCUCUCUUGUUCAGCUGGAUCUCUCUGGUAAUCCCGGCAUCUUUGCUGUUGAAGAGAAUUGUAAUUUGUAUGCCUUCCUUGCCCGUCCGAAUGCACUGACUCACCUGGAUCUUGCUGGGACCGACUGCGCCCUGGAUUCUCUGUUUGGAGCACUGAAUCGUGGUUGUUGUAUACACCUAUCCUCUCUGAUUCUCAACCGAAAUGUAACUUCCCACAAGAAAACAAAGGAAAUCCCUUCUUCGAUGAGGCAGUUCUUCAGCAACUGUUUAUCCUUGAAGUUCAUCUCACUAUCUGGAAUCAAACUACCACUAGAAGCAGUAAGAGCAAUUUUCCAAGGCCUGGCCUUUAACACUCACAUCUGUGAUGUGCACCUGGAUCUAGGUAGUUGUGAGUUGAGAUCAGCUGGGGCUCAGGUGAUCCAGGAUCACAUCAUCGAUGCCAGCGGCAUCACUAGUCUGGAUAUCUCGGACAAUGGGUUUGACUCGGACAUGGUGACGUUGGUGUUAUCUAUAGGGAGAAGCAAAUCCAUCCGACAUGUAGCACUCGGCAAAAACUUCAAUAUAAAGCCAAAAGCCUUGGCUGAUGUUCUUCACAGGAUUGUCCAACUUAUCCAGGAUGAAGACUGUCCUCUGCAGUCACUGUCGAUUGCUGAUUCACGAUUGAAGUCUGGAGCGAAUAUUCUCAUUAAUGCACUGGGCAACAACACGUGCUUGAAGGAAGUUGAUAUUAGUGGAAAUGCCAUGGGAGACAUUGGAGCAAAGAUGUUGGCCAAAGCUUUGCAGAUCAAUACAACCCUUGGGACCGUGAUCUGGGACCGAAAUAACACCACAGCGGUGGGAUUCCUGGAUGUUGCAAGGGCUCUGGAGAGGAAUUAUACACUACGGUCGAUGCCUUUACCUAUGAGUGAUGUCUCUCAGGCUUGUAGGAGCAAUCCAGAGAAAACUGAGGAAGCUCUGCAGAAGAUACAAUCACAUCUCCUCCGGAACAAUCAGAUGAAGAAGGUUUCUCCAGAACAUGCUUUUCGACUGCAAGAGAGAAUUGUAACAAGUUCCACUCAACAAAUGGUGGACAGUGUGUGUGAAAAGGUGCAAGAAUAUCUGCACAUUAUUGACAAUGGAUCAGUGAAAGAAAGGCAAGACGAUAUCAUAUUUGCGGAAGAAAUCAUUAAGGAUGCUAAGACAUUAACCACUCUGUUACCAGCCAUGUAUCAAAUGGGUAACACAACACCUUUGUUAAGGAGGGUGCAGGGAAAGCUGGAGUCAGCUGCUGAAGAGGUCUCCCAAGCUAUAAUUGAGGAAAUCCAGACACUCAUUCAGUCUCUCAUGAAGUCCGCCAGCAAUCUCUGCCCCAGUCUUGUGCAGAAAGUCAACAUGCAGGAACAGUUCAUCAGCAAAGUAGCUGACAAAAUCGUCAACCCUAAGAAUUUUGCAAGGAGCAUGAUUAUUGAUCAAACGGGAUUAGGGAUCGUGAACAAACUCAGUGAAGUGAAGCUCAAUGUUACCGCUGCUUUAAUCAACCACAUUGUCGACAAUGUUCUGAAGGACUUGGCCAUUGCUCAGCAGAAGCUUGCAUGUUAUGUAAUGCAGUCUCCGUGUGAAACAUUAGACACAAACACAACACGUGUAGAAAUCUCAGAGGAAGAAGUCAUCAGCAACAAAAGUAGUGUUUCACUAAAAAUCCCAGUGGACGGCUUGGUUCCAAUGGAGAAUCUGUCUAUACUUCGUAGGAAGACCAUACAUUCCAGAAGAAUCAGGCCAACUACAGCUUUGAAGAGGAGCUCGGACAUGGAGGUAGAAAGACAAACUGAAGAAGUGCCUUCUGCAACUACAACAGAACUGCUGGCAGAUGACGUUCAGUCUGUUAAGUCGCAUCCAGCCUGUGAAGAAAUAACUGCUGCAAAUGGCACAAAUACUGAGAAUGAUUCUACGGAUUGUCUAAUAGAGCUGCCCACAGAAGGAUUUAAACUGCAGCACCACACACGGGGAAGACCAAGGCCAAAUCGGACCAGGAAGCAGCCUCCUUCCAAACCUUCCGUGAAAUUUGCAGACCAGGAGAAGAAAGAGAAUGCAGCCAACACCCAGGUAGAUGAUGGACUUGAAGAAUUCUUCAAUAAUAAGACAGUAUUUGAGGAAACCAGGAACGCCGACCCUGUGAAGCAAGAAGAACCAAGCACCACAACGUCAAUCCCUUUAAAAACUAAAAAGAGAUACCCUAAACUCAGCGACUUCUUUAUCUUCAAGAAAGGAAAGAUCAAUAAAAUGAAAAAAACAGAGGGAGACCCCGAGGGAAACCAACGGAAAAACAAGAAGAGUUCAUCCUUGGAUUUCCUGAGACCGCACUGUAAAUCAGAGGAGAUGCUGGGUCAGGCAGCACCACCACAGAGCAGUGGCGAGCCAAGCAAACAAGAGGAUGUUCUCAAAUGUCAGUCGCCGCCACGAAGGGUUAAAGCACACUCAUUAAUUCUCUUCCCUGGGAACAUGGAUGCCAGUAAUUUGUCAGUUCAUGCUUUGGAAUGUAACUCUGAGCUCUCUGAAGGAAAACUGCUGUUCAGAUCUGAAGAACACAUACACCAGGCACUAGACACAGCAGGUCUGAAGACAAUGCCCUCUGACCCUCAGAUGAGUCUGAGCUCGGAAUCAGAGUUUAAAGUAACAGAAUUUAAAGGAAUAUCCAAAGAGAACAAACCACAGCCUCCGCCUCAAUCACUUAAACGUGCCAUGCAAGCCAAUUUAGCCAAGUCCAGUGCAAGCCUUAAAACAGAUAAAGGAGGAGAUUUUGAAGGGCAAUUAUCGCCAGAAGCCAGGAAUGCAGAAGUUGAUAGCAAGGAAGAAAAUAAAAGACAAGAACUCACAUCAGGAAAGGACCAGAAAAUUCUGUUUCCACUUCCACGAACAAAAUAUUUGCAACAGCGGAAAAAAGAACAGAAUGUAAAUCCUAUACCAGUUCCGAGAAAGACAGUGUCAUUGCAACAAAGCUUAACUCUGGAUGAAACGCAUGGCAUUGAGAAGCAUACAACGCCAACUCCAAAUUCAACAUCAAUAAAGAAAAAUGACAUUGCAGUAAAGGAAAAGAAUGAAGAAAGUUCAGCCUCUGAAGAUAAGAGUGAAACCUCCACUGUAGAACAGUUACCCCGUGAGAUCUCCAACUGUGCAGAGCAUUCAUAAUUUUUAAAGGAAAGUCUUCAUGAUCAUUGCUGAUUGACUGUCUAAAACCAGCACAUGCAAUCAAGAUUGAAAUGCUGAAGUGAAAAUGGGCUGCCCCUGCACCAGUUUGAAGUACCUACCUGGAUUAUCUGUUGAAAAAGGAAUUGGAAGAGAAAAUUAUUUCCAUUUGAUAGUUCUAUUUUUUGAUACUAUUUGUAUGAAACGUUGAUUAAAAUACAUGUAACUUGCGUUUGCAGAUUUGGUUGACGAAAGCGUAGGAUCACCUUCAGCCUAAAGUGUCAAAUUGAUGCUCUAUCUUGGCCUCCUGAGGUACCAACAUCACAAAAGUCAGUAUUCAGCCAACUGCAUUAGAAACAUAGAAAUUAGGUGCAGGGGGAGGCCAUUCAGCCCUUCGAGCCAGCACCGCCAUUCAUUGUGAUCAUGGCUGAUCGUCCCCAAUCAAUAACCCAUGUCUUCUCCCCAUAUCCCUUGAUUCCAUUAGCCCCAAGAGCUCUAUCUAUUAAUUCUAUUAACUCUGUUAAUUCUAUGUGUUAUCAAAUAGCUGUGGACAUUGGAGGGAAAGGCCUGACAAUAUUCCCAUUUUCCUGCUGGAUGUGUUUGAGAACCAAGCGUUCUAUUACAAUUCCCAUUGCCAUUUACC